Messenger RNA from Anarrhichthys ocellatus (wolf-eel), 6645 nucleotides. RefSeq names its product ADAMTS-like protein 1. Lineage: Eukaryota; Metazoa; Chordata; Actinopteri; Perciformes; Anarhichadidae. Gene Ontology annotation, biological process: extracellular matrix organization; proteolysis. Gene Ontology annotation, molecular function: metalloendopeptidase activity. The record is from RefSeq and is a predicted model, not a curated record. The transcript has 26 exons. The coding region runs from base 209 to 4795 and encodes 1528 amino acids. Gene Ontology annotation, cellular component: extracellular matrix.
GGCUGACUUCUACCUUCAUCUCUCUCUCUCUCUCUCUCUCUCUCUGUGAACUGGAGCCGGAGCCGCAGCGCGUAGACGAGAGCGGACCUCUUUCUCCCCCUGAGGGACUGGGCAGACUGGACAGACUGGUGGGACAGUCGGACGGAGAGCGGGCAACCACUACUGCGUCUCUCCAGUUUGAAAUAACAUCUCGCUUGCGGCGUCAGAGAUGACCUGCUUGUGGACGACUGGACUGCUUCUUCUCGCUGUCUGUGCGAAGGUUGUAGUUUGGGCCAACGAUGGGGACGCAGUGUUCAUCAGGGAAUUCACUCUGAUUCGACGAGACCACCUUGCGGAAGAGCCUCUCCAUGAUGCCAGCCAAAAACCAGAAGACCCUAGCUCGCGGACGGCCCGUUCAGAAGAGGACAGAGACACUCUGUGGGACGCCUGGGGCUCAUGGAGUGAAUGCUCCCGGACCUGUGCAGGAGGCGCCUCAUACUCCCUCAGACGAUGCCUCAGUUCCAAGACCUGUGAAGGGCAGAAUAUCAAAUAUCGCACAUGCAGUAAUGUGGAUUGCCCUCCAGAUGCAGGUGAUUUCCGUGCUCAGCAGUGUUCAGCUCAUGCGGACGUGCGAUACCAGGGUCAGUACCACGAGUGGCUGCCUGUGUACAAUGACCCGGACAACCCCUGCGCUCUCAAGUGCAAAGCCAAGGGCUCGGGCCUUGUGAUGGAGCUGGCGCCCAAGGUGCUGGACGGGACACGCUGUUACACCGAGUCCUUGGACAUGUGUAUCAGCGGAGUCUGCCAGAUUGUAGGAUGUGAUCAUGAGUUGGGGAGCACAGCAAAGGAGGACAACUGCGGUGUCUGCAAUGGAGAUGGUUCAUCUUGCAGACUGGUGCGGGGACACUACAAAUCCCAGCAUGCUUCAGGAAAAACUGAGGACACAGUUGUUGCCGUCCCCUAUAAGAGUCGUCAUGUACGUCUAGUCCUGAAAGGCCCGGAUCACUUGUACGUGGAGAGUAAGACUCUACAAGGGGUUAAAGAUGAGCUGAUCUUGGAUAAGUCAGGGCAAUACCACCUGGAGAACACCACCUUGGACUACCAGAAACUUUCGGAUAAGGAGGUCCUGAGAAUCAUCGGCCCCCUUGGAGCCGACUUCACAGUCAAAGUGCAGUUUGCCAGUGGAGCAGACAGUGUGGUCCAGUACAUCUACUACCAGCCCAUCAUCCACCGCUGGAGAGAGACCGACUUCUUCCCUUGCUCCGUCAUGUGUGGUGGAGGGUACCAGCUAACCUCAGCAGAGUGCUUUGACCUCAGGAGUAGCCGGGUGGUUGUGGAUCAGUACUGCCAUUAUUACCCAGAGAACGUCAAACCUAAACCCAAACUCCAGGAGUGCAACAUGGACCCCUGCCUGGCCAGUGAAGGCUACAAGCAAAUUAUGCCGUAUGACCUGUACCAACCCCUGCCUCGAUGGGAGAGCAGUCCGUGGACCGCCUGCUCCACCUCCUGCGGCGGGGGCAUCCAGAGUCGCUCAGUAUCCUGUGUGGAGGAAGACAUGCAGGGUGUCAUCACUACCGCUGAGGAGUGGAAGUGUCUCUACUCCCCCAAGACAGCUAUCCUGCAGCCCUGCAACACCUUCGAUUGCCCCACCUGGCUGGCACAGGAGUGGUCCCCCUGCACGGUGACCUGUGGUCAGGGUCUGCGCUACAGGGUGGUGUUAUGCAUCGAUCACAGAGGACUCCAUGCUGGAGGUUGUAACCCCACCACCAAACCCCACAUCAAAGAGGAGUGCCUGGUGACUGUGCCCUGUUAUAAGUCCAUAGAUACGCUCCCAGUUGAGGCAAAACCUGUGUGGCAUAAGCAGGCCAUAGAGCUGGAGGAGGAGAUCAGCGUUACUGAGGAGCCAACCUUCAUCCCUGGUCCCUGGCAGGCCUGCAGCAGGACAUGCGGCGCCGGGACCCAGCGACGGAGGGUCAAGUGCCAGGUCUUGCUCUCCUUCUCACAAACGGUUGCUGACCUGCCGGAUGACGAGUGUGAGGGGGUGAAGCAUGCCACGAGUCAGCCAUGCUACCGCACUCCCUGCUCUGGUGUUUUGGGCCAAGGAAAGGAAAGUGCAAAGGAGGAAGAGGAAGAAGAGGAGGAGGAGGAGAAGGGGAAGGGGGAGACACCCGAAAGAGAGGAACUGCACGACUGGGAGUAUGAGGGGUUGACGGAGUGCUCAGAGAGUUGUGGUGGAGGUGUGCAGGAGGCUGUGGUCAUCUGCCUGAACAAGCAGACCAGGGAGGCAGCGGACCAGAGCCUGUGUGUGAGCUCCAGUCGUCCCCCGCAACUCCUGCAGGACUGCAAAACUCAGCCCUGCCCACCCAGGUGGGAAACAGGGGAGUGGAGUUCAUGCUCUGCUACUUGUGGGGUUGGUCUGAUGACCCGCACUGUGGCAUGCACUCACCGGCCUUCUCGGGACAGCAACCGUACUGAGGUUUUGAGGGAUGAAGACUGUCAGAGCCCCAAGCCCCGCCCUGUCCAAGCCUGCAACCGCUUUGACUGCCCUCCUAUGUGGGACACACGUGACUGGGGACAGUGCUCCCAGAGCUGUGGUGGUGGAUUUCAAAGGAGGCAGGUCCUGUGCAAACAGCGGUUGGCAGAUGGCAGCAUCCUGGAGCUGCCUGACACCUUUUGCCCCUCCAAGAGCCCCGCGAACCAGCAGCCCUGUGCCAAGCGAGAGUGCCCUCCUCAAUGGGUGACAACUGACUGGUCCCAGUGUUCAGUGACUUGUGGAAAUGGAAUACAGAGACUACAGGCAGUCUGCAGAAAACAAGGGGAAGAUAGGGGACAUUGGACCGUAGACCCGGAGAAUUGUUCCCUGAUGGCCCGGCCCACCAGAAUCCGGCCAUGCUCCCUCAGGCUCUGUGACAACUCUGUCAAGCCCAAUCCCACCAUACUGGCCCAGAGAAAAGUGUAUAUCCAGUGGAGGAAGGGCAAAAAGUUACAGUUGGUAGUGGGAGGCUAUGCCUACCUGCUCCCCUGGACAACUGUGGUCCUUCGCUGCCCAACCCGCCACUUCCGUAAGGGCCACAUCCGAUGGUUGAAGGAAGGAAAGCCUUUGGUCGGCCUCCCACACCUCUCCGUAACAUCACCAGGAUACAUAAAGAUUCAGCAGCUUCGUGCAUCUGAUGCCGGUAUAUACACAUGUGUCGCAGGUCAGGCACAAGAACAUUUUGUCCUCCAGAUCAUUGGCAGCAAGCAGAAGCUCUCUGUUCCAGAGUCAUGGCUCCUCGCAGGUGGCCAACAAAAGGUUGGGCAGUCAGACGCGGCCUCAACCGAGGUAAGGUUUCAGGAGCAUCCCAUCUCUCUCAACCAAUAUGACAACAUUGUUGAGCAUUUGCUUGAACUGAAAGGCUCUCUCCAAAGUAAAAAAGACACUGCUGAUAAAAUACACUCCAGUGAAAAGAACAGGUCGAACCUGGAGGAUGAUGGAGCAAGCUCAGAACUUUCAAGCCUGCUCGUACUUAUCGCCGAUACCCACAGGCUAGAUGAGAUCAUGCCAAGCCUCUCUGAAGGCCUCGGAGGGCCAUUGGGGGAACAGCUCAUCGUACAGUUGCUCAGUGACCUCACUAUGACACGAGGUGAAACCAACGAGUCCACUCUUUAUCCCCUGGAAAGUGCGGAAUCCUCCACGCAAGGGCCCCUCCUUUAUAAUCCAAACAUCAAAGCCCACACGUCCAGGCCAAGAAGCCCGGUGAUAAUCCAACGCCCCAGAAAGGUUGGAGUGGUCCCGUCAUCUGAAACGAUAGUUCAUGUGGGAGUGCCAGUUUUGCUGCAGAAAGCCGUUACUAGUUUGGAGCUGAGGUGCGAGGCACUGGGGAACCCUGAACCAUCCCUGACAUGGACAAAGAAUAGAAAAGAGUUGCAUUACAACAGCAGAGUAAGCCUGUUGUCCACCGGCUCACUGAGGAUCCAGUCUCCAAGCAAGGUGGAUGAGGGUCUGUAUACAUGCACCGCCAGGAACCGUCUCGGAUCUACUUCUCUUUCAUCUUGGCUGCAGAGUACAGGUGGCAAAGGAAGAAACUGUGUCCAUGGUAAUGGUAUGGGAGCAAAUGGCCCUGUUUGUUCUGAGAGGAAUAACGGCAGUCAGUUGGCCGAGGUGUGCCAUGGACAAGCCUGCCCCCUCAGGUGGCGAAUGGAUCCUUGGUCUCCAUGCUCAGCCAAUUGUGGAGGUGGGUCCCAGACCAGGAGGGUCCGCUGCAUGAAGGGUGCUGAGGGCCGAUCAAGAGAGGCGGAGGGCAAGCACUGCCUUGGCACAGGGAGAAGACCCUCUGACACCAGGCUAUGCAACCUACUGCCCUGUGCCAGAUGGGCCACUACCCACUGGGGAGCAUGUCACGGUCAAUGCGUUGGUCCCAGUUUGGCCACACAGCAACGGCAUGUUUACUGUCAAGACACAAAUGCCACCAAAGUCCCCUACAGGAUGUGCAGUGGACUCCACAGGCCCAGUUCCCUGAGGAAUUGCUCCACAGAGGUCUGUGCCCUUCACUGGCGUGUCGGGCCGUGGACGCAGUGCACUGCCACCUGUGGACGCCACGGGUUCCAGUCACGCCAGGUGACCUGCGCGCACUGUCGAACUGGAAAGGCCACACAUGAGCAUCACUGCACGUGGAGGCCUCGCCCUCCCAGCUGGCAACGAUGCAAUAUUUUGUCCUGUGGCAAAGCAGGAGAGUGUCGAGACAGCACGAGGUACUGCGAGAAGGUUCGACAACUGGAGCUUUGUCCGCUGCCCCAGUUUAAGAGCCGCUGCUGUGAUUCCUGCCGAAACACCUGAGGCGGGCACAUAAGACGAGGGUCGUGGACGACCUGGAUAGGUUGGGGAAGAUGCUCAGACAGCCAACAGAGACUUGAAACCUCUACGCCCCCAUACUUUAACCCCAUAACUGUCGUCAGUGAUCAGUCUUGGAUGGGGAUUCCUGAGUGUGGAGGAAUGUUUGGAUGGUCAUACCUAGAAUGGUUGUGAUCUACUUUCCUCACAGAAAUCAUGUGUGCGUUUUAAAUUUGAAGGUUUUGAGUGGAGUCACAGGUCUGUUAAUGAAAGCUUCACUUUUACUUCUUCGGGGGAAAAAAGGAACAUGAAGCUUUCCUAAAUUAUGCAAACGUAACAUCAGAUGUAUUUUCAAUAUGAGUGAUAGAAACUUGUGGUGACUGUGUGGUUCCAUAAAGGGGAACUCAUAAAGGACAACCUAUCCACAUUUAACAUAUCUGGUGUAGUUUUAUUUUUUAAACGGUGCUGCACCACCAGGUUCAAUUGUAGCACCGUCACUUCAUCUCCAAAAUAGGAUGCAUAUUGUCGUGCAAUUUAGCUUACAAUACUCAAAUAUGCAAUUAAAAUACUUUUCUUUUCAAUGAUUGACUUCAUACCCAGGGAUUCUGGGUAGACCCCUGAGCUCGUUGUAACCACUGGAUAGUUGUGUGUUUCUUCUUUAUUGCAAUGGUCUCUGUAACAGUGUUGAUAAAUAGUUCUGAUGCUAAAUGAGCAUAUGGAGGUAUGGGUAAAAGCUUGUUUAAACACAGCAUCAUAUGAAUGGGAAACUGCAAAAAGCCUAACAUUUGAUAAAUGAUAUGCAGUACAUUUGGUAUCGGCCACAUGGGAAAAUAGAUCGUGACCUGCGCUAUCAUUUUGGAUAAUUUAGCACGUAACGACUGGUCAAGUCCUUUUGCAGAGGAAAGGAAUUAGGAUUGCAGGCGCUGUAACUGCAUUUUUUAUUGGAGGAAUAAAAAGUAGGACAUGAUAAAGAUUUAUCUUGCAUGGGUUGCACUAUGGAGGUGUAUGACAGUAGCAAGUCAAUUUUUGGAAAAAAUACAAAGAUUUUGCACUCAACUCAUCCAAGUCUUUGUUAAGAACAUGGCUUGUAGAGUUUUUUUUCUAAUUUGUAAAGUUACAUUUGUUUAUAUAUUUUGUUUUGUGAUUUUGUUAUUUCUUGGAAAAAGAUAUUUGUUCAAAUGUCCCUUUAACCACUUUGUGACGUUUAAACACGAGGAGAAGAGUACCUGCUCAUCCUUUCCACCAAAUUAAAUUUUAGUGUGACAUUUUCAGAAAGCAGUCCUUGGGUAACUCCUCGUCAGUGGACCUUAAAACAUGUAAAUAAUAUGAACUCUGUGUUACAUUUGGAUUAAACAGUAGGGAACCUUUUUAAAGAUCAUCAUUAAUGCACCAUACUCGUUCUAGAUAUGCAGCGUUUGCACACAUUAUGUUCAAUAGGAGUUCCACGAUGCUUCAUCAUCAAGUGCAACACAGACCUUAGCAGGUAACGUGGCCUUUCUAGGUGUGAUUACUUGACUUUGUCAAAGGAAAACAUAAUUAACAUAUUACUUCUGCUCUUAAGUUCUGUAGAUAUUUGUUUUGUCCUUUCAACUAUUUAUUUCAUGUGUGUUCUUGUGCAUAGUUUUGUAAAUAAUUACAGGGGUGGGUUUUAAGUAUGCAUUUCCCAACAGGUUUUUUUGGUAUUUGAUGUGCAUGCAAUGGGGACCCUCUGCUGGUAAACUGAUGUGUUGCUUUCUGCUCGUGCCUGGUGUAUUAUUAAAUAAAACCAAAUACAUUCCUUUUAUAAUCUGUUGUGGUUCUGACUGCAGUAUCUUGUCAAAGUGUAUUAGAGUAUAUUAAAGUGGAUCUAUGAGACA